Penicillium cosmopolitanum is the source of this 1071-nucleotide messenger RNA. RefSeq names its product ATP synthase complex assembly protein ATP12. Gene Ontology annotation, cellular component: mitochondrion. Lineage: Eukaryota; Fungi; Ascomycota; Eurotiomycetes; Eurotiales; Aspergillaceae. The coding region runs from base 1 to 1071 and encodes 356 amino acids. Gene Ontology annotation, biological process: mitochondrial proton-transporting ATP synthase complex assembly. The transcript is spliced from 2 exons. The record is from RefSeq and is a predicted model, not a curated record.
AUGGCUUUCCCCCGCGUUGUGUUACCUUCGCGACUGGCUUCGGUCGCACGACGUAAUGUUUUCUCUCGCCACAUCCACUCUUCGCCCGUGAGAGCGGCCGUCGCCCAUCCCAUCACAGCUCAAGGUCCUCCGCCUAAAGCUCCGACCCCGGCGGAAGCUUUCAGGGAGUCAGCUUCGCAGAAGGGUAAUGCAGGAUCUGCCGCGGGAGCAGAGGGUGAAUCACAACCGACCAGGGCGAAUGUUUCGCUGAAGAAGAGAUUCUGGAAGGAUGUUCAUGUUCAUGGGAAGCCUGACAAGCGUCCCGUCCGAACCCCGAACAAGGACAUCCUCUCCAUCCCACCAACAAAGCCCCAACUAGCCCACGCCAUUGCACUAGAAUGGGACGUCAUGACCUCCGCCCAACAAGCCUUAAAAAGCCACCUAAUCCCCCUGACCUCCCUCGCCGCCCGCGCCGAGGAUAUUGUCCGCGAAGAAGCCAAAGGCAUCAACACGACCCGCGACCAAAUCAUCACCACAGCCAUGCGCUACCUGGAGACAGACACAUUGCUAUGCUGGGAACCAGAGCGGGAGCGACACCCACUGGAACGACAGAAUGAUAAAGGAGAACACAUCGAGAGUCUACGGGAGAUUCAGGUCCGUGUUUCGCAGGAUAUUAUGAGCUUCCUGUCUACGAAGGUCUGGCCUGGUCUUGAGAUUGUUCCUAUUCUGGACACGCAGAGUAUUCUACCUGUUGCUCAACCGAAGGCUACGCAGGAAGCUAUUCGUGCUUGGGUGCAGGGAUUGGAAGCUUAUGAUCUUGCGGGUUUGGAGAGGGGGAUUCUUGCUUCUAAGAGUCUUCUUGUUGCGGUUCGGUUGGUUGCGGAGUGGAGUGAGAAUUUCCGUCAUGUUCAGCAGAAUGGGAAUGGUGGGAAGGACUUUGGACUUGAGGAGGCGACUGAGGCUUCGAGUUUGGAAGUUAAGUGGCAGACUGAUAUGUGGGGCGAGGUUGAGGAUACUCAUGAUGUUAAUAAGGAGGAUUUGAAGAGACAGUUGGGGAGUGUGGUGAUUUUGGUGAGUGGCGAGACGAGAUAG